GAACGUAACCGAACGUUGAUGUUUUUUCUUUCGCCGACAUUGCUCAAUGUCUCUGCAAAACGUUUUUCUGUCUGCACGGUAGCAUGUGUAGCACUCGGAUUUCGGCCCAAUCAAUUAUCAAGUUCGCCACAUGAUCUGAAGAAUACAAGGAUCUUCAGUUCAACCAGGACUGCCACAAUGUCUACUAUUACCUCAGAAACCCCCGCGUCCAAAUUUCGUCUCCCCACCAACGUCAAGCCUACUCAUUAUGACCUUACCGUCCGCACCGAUCUCGACAAGUUGACUUUCGAUGGUUCUGUGACAGUGAGCCUUGAUGUAAAGGAAGAAACAAAGACGAUUGUCAUGAACAGUUCCAAGCUCAAACUCGGCCAGGCAACUGUGCACUCGACUGGCUCACAAUCUGACCAACUAUCUUCUGAACCUUCCUUCGAUGAAAAGGAGAAACGAGUCUCAUUCUCGUUUCCGACCGUCCUCCCCGCAGGCACCCAAGCUAAAAUCACGAUCGGAUUCUCCGGUGAAUUAACGGGUUCUAUGACUGGCUACUAUCGUUCCAGCUUCGAAGAAGAAGGGAAGACCAAGUACUAUUCUCUGACUCAGUUCGAGGCUAGUCUCCUGUCCGCAACCGACGCUCGCACGGCCUUCCCCUGUUGGGACGAGCCCGCGCUCAAAGCUAAAUACACCAUCACGAUGGUCUCCAAAUCUGAUACAGUGAACAUCAGCAACAUGCCUAUCACUUCUGACAAGGUCUUUUCCCCUAGCGACCACGCCGAUCUGAAGACUCUGUUUGUAGACUUGAAUGAAGAGUGGAAGAUCACGAAAUUUGAAACUACACCGCUGAUGUCUUCGUAUCUGGUCGCUUUCGCCAAUGGGCCGUUCGAAUAUCUUGAGUCGUCCGCGAAGAUGCCAUUAAGCGGACGUACAAUUCCGCUGAGAAUAUACGCCACCAAGGAUUUAAUUCAUCAAGCUCAGUUUGCUCUGGACGUGAAGGCCAAAGUCCUACCAUUGUACGAACAAGUAUUCGAAGUUGAAUAUCCUCUUCCAAAGCUUGAUACGUUGGUGGCUAACGAUUUUGAUGCCGGCGCAAUGGAAAACUGGGGUCUCAUCACCGGUCGAACGAGUGCAUUGCUCCUGGAUCCUAAGAAAGCUGAUUUGGCAGCAAAAAAACGUGUGGUUGUUGUACAAAGUCACGAAGUAGCGCAUAUGUGGUUUGGAAAUAUCACAACGAUGGAAUGGUGGGACUACCUGUACCUCAAUGAGGGUAAGCAUUCAGUGGCCUUCCCUGAAUUCAAACCGAACUCGGAAUUUAUCACAGUGCACUUAAAUCGUGCCCUUGCUCUUGAUUCAAAACUGUCUUCUCACCCCAUAGAGGUUGCCUGCCCCAAUGCUGAAUCUAUAGGACAGAUAUUUGAUGGUCUCUCGUAUUCCAAAGCCGCCUCAGUCCUUAGGAUGCUGUCAGCAUAUGUUGGCGAAGAUAAAUUUCUUAAAGGAGUCUCCCUCUAUCUCAAGGCACAUUUGUACGCGAACAGCGUCACGAAUGAUCUAUGGGCUGGGAUCAGUAAAUCCACUGGCACGGACAUUAUCAACUUCAUGGACAAUUGGGUUAAAAAGAUUGGAUUCCCUGUCGUUACCGUCACUGAGACUUCGGGAGGUAUCAAGGUUCGCCAGGACCGCUUCCUUGAGACGGGCUUGGCAGAAGGGAAGGAUAACGAAACCAUCUGGAAUAUCCCUUUGAGUAUCCUCACUUUCGAUGCUAGCGGCAAAACUAUUAUCGAUAAGACUGCUGUCCUGGAUUCUCGCGAAAGUACGUUUGCGCUGGAUACUUCCAAGCCUUACAAACUCAAUGCAGGAACCAACGGAGUUUAUCGGGUGCUUUACGAGGACGCUCAUUUGUCCAAGAUUGCUGCAGAGGUUGCGAAACCCGAUAGCGUAUUCACUAUUGAGGACCGUAUGGGCUUGGUUAAUGAUGCGUUGGCACUUUCCAAAGCCGCUUUAAUGAAGUUGAGCAAUGCACUCACCCUCAUCGACGCUUUGCGUAAUGAACAGGAGUAUCUUGUUUGGGAUGGUAUUUCAGCAAAUCUUAGUUCUCUAGCGGCCAUUUGGUGGGAGGAUGAGAACAUUUGUAGUCUUCUGAAUGCCUUUCGGAUUUCUCUUUUUUCGCCCUUUGUCCAAAAACUUGGAUAUGAAUAUCCCGCUUCCGACAGCCCCGAUAUUUCCCAGUUGCGAACCUGUGCUAUCGGACAAUGUCUUGCUGCUAAGGAUCAGUCCGUUAUAAACGAAUUGAAAGGACGCUUCGCUCAAUAUAUGAAAACAGGGGAUGACUCUGUUAUCCCAGCCGAUCUCCAGGGCGCUAUUUACCGUGCUGCUGUAACUUAUGGAGGCCAAGAUGAGUACAAUGGUGUGAAGGCGAUAUACGACAAAGCACCCACACCGACUUCCCGUAUUUCUGCUAUGACAGCAAUGUGCCAGUCCAAAGACCCGGCGAGGAUAGAAGAAACGUAUGAAAUAGCUUUGAAGCGCGCGCGCGACCAGGACGUCGUUUAUUUCUUGAGCGGAUUUGCAUCCAAUGACAUUACCAAACGGCAAGUCACCCACUUUUUCCAGGAUCACUACGAAGAGCUUUACAAGCGUUUUGAAAGCACAUUCAUGAUGAGAUAUCUUGUUGAGACGACUUACGGUGGAUUGUCCACACAAAAAGACCUGGAUGAGAUGAAUGCUUUUUUCAAAGACAAGGACACCUCAAAAUACCACAUGGGUUUAGCACAAUCCUUAGAUAGCAUUCGCGCAAGAAUUGCCUACAUUGAGCAUUCCUCUUCAGACGUCCGCCACUGGUUGGAGGCCUGGAAACAGGGUAACUAACGCAACUUCCCUUUGUCCCAACAUCACGGAUUUCACUCCCGUACCAGUGUACACGUAGAUCCAAAAAAUAACGCUCUUAUCGCGAAAUGAACUUGAUAAAAAUUACAGACACAACGAAUGAAUGCAGCAUGAAACAAUUUGAGGGGAAUAUUUACGAAGCUGCCAGCUUCCAAAGAUGGCGAGUAUAAUCUGCCGGAGAUUUGUCGAUGUUCAACGGUACAGAAUGGACAUCUCCGGAUUGCGAACCUGAUGAAGGAUGAUUAUAUUUAACUGGAGCACAUGCAUAGAACAUACGUAUGAGAACAUUGGAGACUU
Messenger RNA from Lentinula edodes (shiitake mushroom), 3171 nucleotides. RefSeq names its product leucyl aminopeptidase. Lineage: Eukaryota; Fungi; Basidiomycota; Agaricomycetes; Agaricales; Omphalotaceae. The transcript is spliced from 22 exons. Gene Ontology annotation, cellular component: cytoplasm. The record is from RefSeq and is a predicted model, not a curated record. Gene Ontology annotation, molecular function: peptide binding; metalloaminopeptidase activity; zinc ion binding. Bases 19 to 2856 code for a protein of 945 amino acids. Gene Ontology annotation, biological process: proteolysis; peptide catabolic process.